ACUCCUCUUAUUUGAAGAGCGUUUUCUUGACGGAUUAGAGUGGAUGUUAGGCCUAACCGUGGAAAAAUAAAGCUGCGAUUCUUAAUUUAUCCUGUGAAGUGUGGACGGGGCAUAAGAAAUGGUCGAUUGGCUCGUCCGUUUUUAACGGUAACCUGUAACAGAUCAAUAAAAAUUUGUUUAUGUUUACAUUAUCUUUAGGAGUGUUGACACCAUAAUAAUGGCAGCUACAGUGGAUCCAAGGCCGAAAAAAUUGCAGCAAAAUGCCGUCCUUAAGUUCAAGAACCUAGAGGUUGCUGAAGGCGAGAGAUUCUGUAUGUUCUGGAGCGGCUACAGCGAAAAGAAUCCAGACGGAUGGUCAGAUGAAGGAUGCCAUGUUGUGAGAUCGGAGAGCAGCUCAGUACAAACAGAAUGCAGCUGCAAUCAUAUGACUCAUUUCGCUGUUUUAGUCGGCUAUGGUGAUAACCUAGAGCAGAUCACAAAAACAGAUGAGAAGAUAUUGACGAUUCUCACUUACAUAGGGUUGGCUGUCUCCAUCAUAGGAAUAAUUCUCACGAUAAUCUCUUAUGUUUAUUUCACCGAUGUACAUCAGCCUCUCUCUCAAAUCAGGAUUAGUCUUGCUAGUUCUCUCGGAGCAGGACAAGUAAUCUUUCUUGCAGGAAUUAAUGCCACAGGAAACACGACUGUCUGUGUUGCAGUAGCGGCCCUUACGCAGUAUUUCUUGAUGGCAGCUUUCUUUUGGAUGUUCGUCGAGGGAAUCUACCUUUACUUGUUUGUAGGCAAGGUUUACAACAUCAACAACAAGAUGACCAUCUAUCAUGUCAUGUCAUGGUGUUUUCCUGCUGUUAUGGUUGCAAUUUCGCUGAGUAUUGCUGCAGGGAAAGAUGGCAUCCAGAGUUUAGUCAGUGACGAAUACUGCUGGAUGACUUCAGAUAACAAUCUGAUCUGGAUGUUUGUUGUAUUUGUGGCGAUGAUCGAUGUUGUUUGCAUAUCGAUGCUCGUGCGAGUAAUCAAGAAAACCACCACAAUCCAACCAACAGAAGAGACUCACAUUCAGCAGAUACGACUUGACACCAAGGCAUGCGCGGUGCUGAUUCCUUUCCUGGGAGUCACGUGGUUGUUUGCUAUCCUGUCGCCUCGGCACAAAGCUUUUGUUUACACUUUUACGAUACUUUACUCCACUCAGGGAUUCCUGAUUUUUUUCUUUCACUGUGUGAGCAACAUUCAGAUUACAGAGCGUAUCAGAGCAAGGGUCAACGUUUUCAGGAUUGGUCGAAGUGCAAACGUUGGAAUUUCUCCUUACAAAACUCCAACAGUUUCGACAUAUGUAUAGACAUAGUUAAUUUUACUUGUUCGCACACUUAGAUAUCAUGGUAACGAUGCGUCCCAUAGACUUGAUAAUUAAGCAGAGCCGUCCACACACGCACAAGCUAGUUUACAGGCGCGACAAGAAAACAAAAUAACAAACUAAAAAUGUACAUUUGGGACUAAAUAUUAAACUAAACUAAACAUUAAGAAAAAAAAAAUCAGUUUAAUCAAAGUGAUUUCGACAUUGUGAUGGCCUUUUAUGCAAAGAUAGAGAAAUUCAACAGAAGUAACGACUAAAAGUGGCAAUCUUAUUUGUAAAUCUCCAGCUGCUAUGGUAUAUUUCAAUCCUGAGGAUACAGAUAAGGUUCUUGUAAAAGAAAACUCUCCAUUGGUAGUUUGUCCAACUGUAAGGAUAUUCAGGUAAUCGCCUGGGUAAAAGAUCACAGCUGUUAACUUAACGUUUUGCCAACGGUUCUUAAAUUUAGUCAUUUUCACCAGGAAAUCUAACACAUUCUAGGAACAAUUUCAAGUUUACUUAAACGAGACCCACUACGGCCAAGUCGAAGAAGCCGACAGUUUUGAAGGGUCUCUCGUUUUCUGCGUAACCUGAAUUUCACUUGUAACAAAAAUCAGGUCAAAACAAAAUAUUUAAUACUGCUUUAACAAAUUAAAAUAAAGAUAGUUGUUUUAGUUGUUGUUGGAGAGCUACUAAAAAUAAAAUAAUGGUCUGCGCUUUCGCUGUCCGUAUUUACUUUA
Messenger RNA from Orbicella faveolata, 2061 nucleotides. Its product is annotated as adhesion G protein-coupled receptor D1-like. NCBI's taxonomy places the organism in Eukaryota, Metazoa, Cnidaria, Anthozoa, Scleractinia, Merulinidae. Gene Ontology annotation, cellular component: plasma membrane. The record is from RefSeq and is a predicted model, not a curated record. Gene Ontology annotation, biological process: G protein-coupled receptor signaling pathway; cell surface receptor signaling pathway. Gene Ontology annotation, molecular function: G protein-coupled receptor activity.